AUUUGCGAUGAGUUUUGGAAUGCAGAUAAUAAGGAUAGGUUAGGGUAGGUUAGGUUCGGCUAUCCUUUUAUCGAGAAAUGUUAUUUUUUCAAUUGCAUGUUAUGUUACAAUUGUUGUUUAAGUACGGUGCUGACACUUUGCUCUAGUAUUUUUUUUAGCUGCAGGCAUUUUGAAUGAUGGGAAAGAUUUAUUCAGUGCUGACACGGCCUAUUCGCAUGUUUAAUAUCGCAAAUCGCGCGGAGAAAGUAAUCUCUCGAGAAAAGCCAAUACCUGCGCCUCAACAUGCGGCAACAGAAAAACAAAGGCAGCUUUCAGAGAAAGUGAAUCCACACUUCUUGGAAAAUCAUUACCAAAAGAACAAGCAAUUGGAUCAACGAUUGAAAGAUGUUUUUGUUACAUCAACAGAUCCGCAAGUAACAACGGAGUCAACGAAAGAAUUCAAGCCUUUACCUCAGAGUAGACACAGCUGGGAACAUGAUUCUAUAUUUGAGCCUUAUGAAGUUACAGUAGUCCCCGAAGGAAAGUGCUCAUUGAAGCAGGCUCUCACAUUUAUUUUACAACAUAGACAAGAUCCUAUAAAAUUUAGUAGCGAAAAUAUAGCUUCUGAAUAUCAAAUAGAUAAGAAAGUAGUAGAUGAUAUAUUGAAAUAUUUUAAAGUUUAUGUAAUUGCCUCGAAAGAUAUGGAUUCAGUAGAACCGACUUUAAUAGAAGAUCCAGUUACAGAAAUGAUCAAGCAAGGAGCACUGAUCAAAAAGAAAAAAGAAAUGGAAAUGAAAAAGAAAAAGGAAAAUAUGGGAAAGGAAAAGUAGUGCGGACAUGUAUAUAAAAAAAUAAUUUAUUAAAGUUUAUUUCUAUGUUUC
Messenger RNA from Solenopsis invicta (red fire ant), 860 nucleotides. Its product is annotated as protein NDUFAF4 homolog. Gene Ontology annotation, cellular component: mitochondrion. The coding region runs from base 174 to 809 and encodes 211 amino acids. The record is from RefSeq and is a predicted model, not a curated record. Gene Ontology annotation, biological process: mitochondrial respiratory chain complex I assembly. The transcript has 5 exons. NCBI's taxonomy places the organism in Eukaryota, Metazoa, Arthropoda, Insecta, Hymenoptera, Formicidae.